CGCCGUAGCGCGGUCGCAAGCUUGAGCGCUCUAUCGGCUACGAAUAUUGAAAGUUAGAAAAGUUCAACUUUCUGUGUGUGAGACAUUCACGCAGAUGGAGGGUCGUUCUCGUAUCCAACAAAACGACCUGCUCCUCCACGAAGCGGUGAUCAAGAAUGAGCCAGCGGCGGUGCGGGAGGCGCUGCAGAGACCAGCUGACGUCAACUGUAGGAACAAUUACGGCAGAGCGCCCAUCCACUGGGCGGCUAGCAGAGGCAACGUCGAGAUUAUCAAAUUGCUCAUUGACGCGAAAUGCGAUAUUGAAGCUGUCGACAAGUUCGGCAUGCGGCCGUUGCUAAUGGCGGCGUGGCACGGCCAUCUCGAUGCAGUGCAGAUGCUGGUCCAGGCUGGCGCUUGCCUCGCUGCUACUAAUAAGAAACAAAACGACCUCCUCCAAUGCGCAUGCGCUCGGGGCGCGUACGAUGUGGCGCAGUACGCAAUCUCGAUUGGCGCGCGAGUGCAGACCUCCGACAUGGCGGGCGACGCGCCGCUUGCGCAGGCAUCGCGCGCGGGCUUCACUAAUGUUGUGGAACUGUUGCUGGACAAGGGGUCUUAUAUUGAUGCUGUUAAUAAGGUUGGUCGGACAGCGCUCCACGUGGCUUGUGAAGGCGGGCAUAGUAGCACUGCUGCUCUCCUGAUAACUAAAGGCGCGUCUCGUGAGGCGAGAGACAACUCGGGUCGAACUCCGCUACACAUUGCUGCGGUGCAUCGACACACGGAGCUAGUGAAAACACUAUUGGAAGCUCAGUGCAAUGUGGAUGCUGUUGAUAACAAUGGAGUAACGGCUCUACAAAUGGCCUGCGCUCAGGGUUGCCGAGGAAUUGUCGAACAUCUACUCACAUUUGGAGCCGAUGUACACUUACAGAACAAUGUGGGAUCUUCAGCCUUGCAUGCGGCGUGCGCAGCUGACGCGACAGACAUUGUAGAGUUGUUGCUAGCCCGUGGAGCCGACCCUGCUCUCACAGACCAAUGGUCACAAUCUCCGCUGAGCGUGGCAGGGGGCGCGGCGGACUCUCCUCCGGAGGGCUUCAGACGAGCAGCCAGGGGAUCCUUCUCAGCUAUAUUAGACCUGCUGACAGCCACUGCUAACCUUGAUCAUCAUCAGGAUCAUUCAGAUGGGUCAACGAGUCCUCGUGUGGAGGAAAAGUCCGGUGGACGCUCGCCCGGGCCUAAUGAGGUGAUGGAGAGCGACAAUGAAAGGUGAUGGUCGGCUACCACGCUGCUGGAUCGGCUCGCGCAACGUGGCUUUGCGGCUGACACGCGUUUGGCUCUACCACCUACAGGUUGCGCAAGGUACAGGGAGCUGUGCUACCGAGCUGCGCAGGCGCACCUCCCGUACGAAGACCCGCGGCCCUGCGACUGUACCAACUGCGCCGCAAGAAGACUUUCAGAUCUUACCUAGAUAUCAAUUACCUACAUUACCAUAGUCCAUUUUGCGGACAAUUUAAAUCAUAUUUGAUUUUUGAAGAUGUUACACUUAGGUUAUACUUGCCAUUAUUCUUUAUAGACUAAGUAAUUUUAACAAAAAUCUGCUAUUAUUGUGGUGAUUGUAUUGAACAUUUGAUAAUUAU
Messenger RNA from Colias croceus (clouded yellow), 1610 nucleotides. RefSeq names its product ankyrin repeat domain-containing protein 65-like. Bases 95 to 1243 code for a protein of 382 amino acids. Gene Ontology annotation, cellular component: nucleus; cytoplasm. The transcript has 12 exons. NCBI's taxonomy places the organism in Eukaryota, Metazoa, Arthropoda, Insecta, Lepidoptera, Pieridae. The record is from RefSeq and is a predicted model, not a curated record. Gene Ontology annotation, molecular function: protein binding.